Molecule: messenger RNA, 2018 nt
Organism: Ctenocephalides felis (cat flea)
Lineage: Eukaryota; Metazoa; Arthropoda; Insecta; Siphonaptera; Pulicidae
Product: lipase 3-like
Exons: 15
Coding region: 18-2018 (666 amino acids)
Biological process (GO): lipid metabolic process
Source: RefSeq, a predicted model, not a curated record
CUAGUAAAAGUUCUCAAAUGUUGUUAAAACUAUUCAAUGUUUUAACAAUAGCACUGUUGAUAAAUUUUGUAAAUGUACAACAAGUCUUCGACAAUGGAUACUCUAUGGAAAAAGAAACCCCAAUAUCGGUGGAGGACUUAAUUCUGCAGCAGCGUUAUCCCUUAGAAGUGCACACGACCAGAACCAAAGAUGGAUACUUCUUGAAGAUGCACAGGAUAUCACAUUCGAAACGUUCUCCUGAGCGAGGAAACAAGCCUGCUGUUUUACUGAUGCAUGGUUUGAUGUUGAGUUCGGCUGAUUGGGUCCUCAUGGGGGCUGAGAAAGGACUAGGUUACAUUCUUGCGGAUGCCGGAUAUGAUGUCUGGAUGGGAAAUGCAAGAGGAAAUAUACAUUCGAGGGAGCACGAAGUGUACAAUCCAAAUGCUCCUGAAUAUUGGCAAUUUAGUUGGCACGAAAUGGGGGUCUACGAUCUUCCUGCAAUGAUUGAUCACAUUCUUAACGUAACUGGAGAAACAGGAGUCCACUACGUAGGGUACUCUCAGGGUUGUACUGUAUUUUUUGUAAUGGGUGCAGAGCGUCCUGAAUACAACAAAAAAAUUAGAUCCAUGCAAGCCUUAGGACCUGCAGCCUUUUUAUCCAACACCACCAGUCCGGUGAUAAGAUUUAGUUUACCGAUGAUGGACACCUUGGAAUGGGCAUCAGAUUGGUUAGGAAUGCACGAAUUUAUGCCAAACUGGGCAAUGAAAUUCAUUUCAACGAUGGGUAAGAUGUUCUGCGAUGACCAGUCCUUGACACAGGAUCUUUGCUUGCAAGUGUUCUUCUCUUCGGGAGCCUUUACUUCCAAACAUUUAAAUUCAACAAUGUUACCAAAAAUUUUAUCAUAUAUGCCUGCUGGUGCUUCUGUGAGGCAAAUGUUGCAUUUUGGACAACCGGACAUAAUAAAGCGUCACGGAUAUCCUGCGGAAGCGCAUGUCGUCCAGACGGAAGACGGUUACCUGCUGACGGUGCAUCGGAUCAGGUGCGGCAAUAGCAGGCAACCAGUCCUCCUCCAACAUGGCCUACUAGGAUGCUCUGCCGAUUGGAUCAUUCCAGGACCAGAAAAAGCCUUAGCUUACAGAUUGGCUGAUUCAGGAUACGAUGUCUGGUUAGGAAAUGCAAGAGGAAACACCUAUUCGAAGAACCAUGUCUCUUACAGUGUUGAAGAUGAUAACUUUUGGGAAUUCAGUUGGCACGAAAUGGGAUACUACGACAUCCCUGCAGUCGUCGACUACAUCAACAAAGUCAGGAACAUGGAAGGAAGACUUCUUUACGUCGGUCAUUCUAUGGGUACAACAAUGGCCUUUGUGAUGUUGAGCAGUCGUCCAGAAUUCAACUCCAAACUCAAAGCAGCUUUUACCUUGGCACCAGUUGCCUAUAUGGGACACGUCAAGAGUCCAAUCAGACUUUUAGCACCAAUGUCAAGAAACUUAGAGUUUAUCAUCCGUCUCCUCGGUGCCAACCAAUUUCUGCCCCAGAACAAGUUGCUAAAACUUCUUGCCAAGUAUGGUUGCGAAGCAACGAGAGCUGAGAAGAUUAUUUGUGAAAAUACUGUAUUCAUUUUUUGUGGUUUUGAUGCUGCUCAAUUCAACAGCACUUUGCUGCCUGUUAUCAUUGGACAUACACCUGCAGGCACCAGCACCAAGACUGUUAUACAUUAUGCACAGGAGAUAAAUAGCGGUGGUUGGUUCAGACAUUAUGACUACGGAGUUGCCGAGAACAGGAGAAGGUACAACCAGGCUACUCCUCCGCCUUAUAAUUUAUCAGCCAUCACCUUGCCUAUUGCAUUGCAUUAUUCGGACAAUGACUGGUUGGCUGGACCACAGGAUGUGAAACGUCUCUACGGUCAAUUAGGAGAAUCAGCAAUGGGCAUGUUCAGGGUCCCCUUCAAGCAAUUCAACCACAUCGACUUCCUCUGGGGCAUGGAUGCACCAACACUGCUUUACGAUACUUUACUAAAACAAAUGAGAGAGUAUAAAUGA